This is a messenger RNA of Mycena citricolor, 918 nucleotides long. The record is from the annotation of a GenBank genome assembly. Lineage: Eukaryota; Fungi; Basidiomycota; Agaricomycetes; Agaricales; Mycenaceae.
AGAUAGCGUCAUCAUGAUCAACAGACGGCUUAUUUGAGGCAAAUGUGCCCAUCGGACGAAUAACGAGUUGGUCCGCUGCUGCUCUUCCCAUCCCGUCACAUCAUGGAAUAUUCAGUCCAGAGAAAACAGCCUAGCAACCGUGGAUGGUGGGCCGCAGGCGCCCUCGCGUCGCUCACGCUCUUCGCGUUCUGGAAGCUGUCUAAUGUCCAGCAACCUGCCUUCGUCAACAAAGCCGUCGUUGUGCUCAAGGGCGACUCGACGGCCACUGGGACCGUCGUGUUCACGCAGACGACGAGCGGCGGGCCGGUCACUAUCAAGGGUGAUUUGACGGGUCUGCGUGCUUCUGCGUCGCAGGGAUUCCACAUUCACCAGGCUGGAGAUCUGACCAGCGGAUGCGCGUCCGCCGGUCCUCACUUCAACCCUUUCGCCAAGAACCAUGGUGCCCCGGACGACUCUGACCGACACGUCGGCGACCUCGGAAAUAUACACACUGACCACACGGGCGGCGCGUCGUUCGAGUUCGAGGACAGCGAGAUAUCCUUGAACGGCCCUCUCAGCAUCAUCGGACGCGCUGUGGUGCUGCACGCGGACGCGGACGACCUCGGACGCGGUGGUAACCCCGAGAGCUUGAAGACGGGUAACGCGGGCGCUCGCGCCGCAUGCGGAGUGAUAGGUCUGAGCUAGAGUAUGACUUGUGUAUCACAGGCACUAGCAAAGACAUUGAGCGAAUGCUGAGCGGAUCGUGACGCGAGGGAAACCAACCUGGUAGUAGUAAGGUGGGCUGAUGGCCUUGCAUGUGAAUGGCGAGGCGCAAGUGGUGGGUCCUGUGUAUCCCGUUCCUGGAAAGUUCAUCAAGAUUGUGCUGGCGGUCUGUGUGGUAUGAGCCGCACCUCCGCACUGGCCGUAUUGGGUCUGCGU